This is a messenger RNA of Xyrichtys novacula (pearly razorfish), 2044 nucleotides long. Lineage: Eukaryota; Metazoa; Chordata; Actinopteri; Labriformes; Labridae. The record is from the annotation of a GenBank genome assembly.
ACUUGCCGUAGUUACACCGGCAACGUGGCGUAUGGGUAAUGUAGUUCAGUCGGAGGCACGUGGGGCGGUCCGUUUCAGCUCAGUCGAAGUUUGCGGAAACAUGGCGGGUCUGGAGCUGCUGUCUGACCAGGGAUACCGUUUAGAUGGACGAAAAGCCACCGAGUUGCGGAAGGUUCAGGCCCGCAUGGGAGUGUUCGCUCAGGCUGACGGCUCCGCAUAUUUAGAGCAGGGGAACACCAAAGCUCUGGCUGUGGUUUAUGGUCCGCAUGAGGUGAGGGAAGUGCAUGAAUGGAGACUAAACACCAGCGUGGGUCACUAGCUGGAGAGAUAUGCAGAAAGAAAUGCUUAAUUCUCCUAUAAUAAGGCAUUGUUCGACUGCUAUUCUUGGCCAAAUAUACUAAGAAUGAUUGACUUUCAACUUGUGUCGAUAAUCAUCCAAAGAAAGUGUUAUGUGAAGUGAUAAUGCAGACCAUAGGCUCAGUACUAAAUUUCUUUAGCAAAGAGCCUAAACACAACUCACCUACUCUCUUCCAGCAGCCGCUUGUUUGCAGUGAGACCUCAGGCCAGUCUAUUACGGACUGCUGCGGGAUGACGCACCUCAAGGAAGAACAUUUAUGAUCAUUUCCUCAUGGAAAUGCAAUCAGACCAAGAUGCUAAGGCAGAAGAACUACAGCGUCUGCAGUGCAAAAUGAUUAAUAUGGUGAUUAUUACUUCAAGGAAAUGAUAAAGAAAUGAUCAUAAAUGUUCUUUCUUGAGCUGCGUCAUCCCGCUGCAGUUCGUAAUGUUUUGGCCCGAGGUCUCGCAACAAACAAGCGGCUGCUGGAAGAGAGUAGGUGAGUUGUGUUUAGUCUCUAGUGCUGUGGCUGAUGCUAGGACCCUAUAUGUACUGUUCAUGAUGUUAGGUUCUGUUCUGAUCAUUAUUUGUGGCUAUAGAGUGGCGCUUUGGUUGAGGUUUGUUUAUGGCUCCACAGACCGCUGUGUAUUGCUAUUGUGCGGUCGUUACUAAAGUUGGUAUAACUAGAGAAGCAAGUGGUCGGCAACAUUCAUCUCUCGAGGGGGUGUCUAACUCGGUAUUACGGUGUGUUUGACCCUGAAUUAAUUUUACACCAGAAUAUCCCUUUAAUCUGUCACACUCAUCCUUGCACUGUGAUUUAAGAGAAGCAAAAAAAAUGUCAUAGAUUUUUUUUUUUGUUAGGAGGUAAAUCUUGGGGAUAACAUGUUCUUUUUUCCCACCUAGAUGCGAGGUUCACGCAGCCGGACUCGGCAUGACCAAGCUGUCAUCAACUGUCAGUAUAGCAUGGCCACAUUCAGCACAGCAGAGAGGAAAAGAAGACCACACGGGGACCGGAAGUCUACUGAGAUGAGCCUCCACCUGAAACAGACAUUUGAAGCUGCAGUAAUGACCCAGCUGUAUCCACGCUCCCAAAUAGACAUCUAUGUCAAGGUAGGUGUUAAGGAGUGAAAGGUGGAUUUUAGGAUCAGUGUUUAAGGAGAAAAAGCUAAUGUGAGGAAUUUCUUCCCAAACAGAUUCUCCAGUCUGAUGGAGGGAACUACAGUGUAUGCGUGAAUGCUGCCACUCUGGCUGUGAUUGACGCUGGCAUUCCCAUGCGGGACUAUGUGUGCGCCUGCACGGUCGGUUUUGUUGAUGAGACGCCACUUGCAGAUCUUUGCUACGCAGAAGAAAGUGGAGGAGUGAGCUCUCUGGCCUUAGCGCUGCUGCCCCGAGGUGGACAGAUUGCUCUGCUGCAGAUGGACGCCAGACUACAUCAGGAUCACUUAGAGACACUGAUUGAAGCUGCCAUGACAGCUUGUAAAGGUGUGAGCAAGGUGCUUGAUGAAGUGGUGCGACAACAUCUCCAAGAAAGUUCUGUGCUCUCAGGAGAGUGAUGCUGGGAGUAAAGGGGAACGAUGGAUCUGAAAGUGUUAUUGGACUGACUGGGGAGGAAUGAUGGGAAAAUUAUGUCGUUUUUUUUGUUUUAUAUAUGCUCAUGUAAGUAUUUUGCAAAAUAUAUGUAGUGAAAAUAAUAAAUGUGUUUAAUCGCUA